GGUGACAGUUGCUCAUGCUACUCUGUGAGCAUUUGUUUGUUGGUCCACUUUCUUGUCUAGUCAACAUUCGAAUCUUCUGCAUAAGACAUCAGCUGCUGCCUGAGUUCUGCUUUCACCAGCUUCCAGAAAACGCAAACAUAACAAAUUGGCGUCACAAACAGGAUCUCAGACGUGAUGCCACGAGGCUCAACCACAACAACGUGCGUUGGCUGCAAAGCAGUGAUUGCUGUGGCCACCAAGACCUGCAAGUCUUGCCAGUCCGAGCAGCCCAGAAAGCUGAGACUGGCAAAAAAACUACAAAGGUUUGAAGCAAUAAAAGAGGGCUGGCUGGAAAACCAAAAGAAAAACAAAACCACCUCUCAUGUUAUUGAUGAGGCAUCUGUUUUGCUUGAAAAAUUGCACACGUUGGGGCACAGGGCUGUUAUGUUCCACGCGAAACCAGGGAAAACGCCUGCCGCCUGGUUCACUCGUGUCCUACAGCCCAAAUGGCAGCUGUCUGAUCAGGCUGAAAAAUGCCUUGAUAUGAUGAAGGCCCUAUAUGAGGUGCUAAUCCAUGAUUGGAGUAAUCAGCAUCCCUCCACUCACCAACCCUCCACCAUCCCUGCAAACCAGCCCCCCACCAUCCAACCGACCACUACUCCUCUCAACCAACCCUCCACCAGUCCUGACAUGCAGCCUCCGAGUGACAAGUCUGCACAGAAGAAAAGGAGGAAGAACAAAGAAGGUUUAACUGGAGAAUGCAACAAUUCAGUCAGUGGAGGAGAGAAGUAUCACCCAGUGAAGAGGGUACUGAAAAGCAAACGGCUGAAGGGGAAUGUGAUGAAAUUGAUGGAGUAGGUGCCCUGUUCCAUGUGUGGGAAGAUGUGGCCUUUGCAAGGUGGCAAAGGACAACACCAGGGGUCGACACGCAUGCACACAACACACACAUGCUUUUUUAGGUGGGGAAUGUUUACACCUCUUGAAUUAGAUCCAUAAUCUAUCAUCGAUUGGUAAUAUCAAAUACAAGGAAUAAUAUUACCGCUCACUGAACGACACAACGCAUGGCUGAUGAUUCAAACAACAUGUAACUAUGUGUACGACAAACAACAAUAAGGAAUCCUAAAUGUUUCUGGCGAGACCUAAAAAACUAUUUGUGAUAACUAAUAAAAUAAAGAUCAUAGGCAUGGACUGGUUGACGAUUGAGAAGGUAAACGGCACAUUUCUCACUAGAAGUGUUAUAAAAACGUAUUUAAAUGCCCAAACUAUGUUAAAAUAUGACGUUUUUAUCUGAAAAUACAAGGAAUGUCGGCCAUUUUUCAUUUUUGCAGACGGCAACUUGGGUCACGUGAUGUGGGCACAGGUCAAUGGAAAACAACAGGCAGACGAAAACUUAGUCAUCUCCCAAUUUGAGAGCCCUGAUUGUGAGAUGACCUUGUUUGCCCAGUGGACCCAGUCCGGUAGCUAUUACACAUUUUGAGAUGAGACUCGCAGGCUUACAUCCUUUCGACCAGGCAAACGGAUGUAUACACUGUGACUGCCGGCUAUUGUCCAUUGUUAAUAUCAACUGACAGUGGUAAGUUGGCCAGGUCCUGCAAGCAACAGGGGGACAACAAAAGAUUGAAAGUAAAAGACAAAGGGCUGUAAAAGUAUUAUAAGAGUUCCUGGAAUUCAGAGCCAGGCCAGCUGAGGAAAAUGGUGUGGUUUCAUCAGAACACUGAGAUAAUUUUAAGUUGGAGAACUGUGGCUUCUAUUUUUGAAAGCAAAUUGAAUUAUUAAUAAUAAGGAAGAUGGUACUGAGGUACUGGUACACAAGCUCAGGUACUGCAAUGUUUUUUUAGUAGUACAUCUGGAGGAUGUGCUGCCCUUUAAGCAAGGUGGGUUACGAAGAGGAAAUGAAUGAGUGCUUCUGAAGGGAUAUCAAACAAAUAAGACUAAUCUGAAAAUGAAUGUAUUCACAUUACUUUCAUGUCCUUCCACAAUAAAGACUGUUGGUCAUCAUUUCCAGCAUCAGUUGAAAGCAUCAACUUCAUCAUGUGGACUGGCAUAAAUCCAGAUCUAAUAACAUGCCUAAUUCCUAAUAAUUAGAAGUCACUUCCAGUGCCAGUUGAUUUUUUUUAUCCUCUAAUCAAAUCUGGCGUAAUUGAUCUUAAUCCCAAACAUUUUGUGUCCGGUCUAUCCUAUUGUAUUUGAUUAAUUGGAUUUGUCCCACAUCACCAGGCUGCUGGAACGCCCUCCUCCAUCCACAGUCUGUCGCGUUAAAUUAGGACUGGAGGGAAGGGGGUGGGGGUUUGCCAGAUCAGCUGAUGUCUGUGGCUCUGUAUAAUAAAUGUUGCAACACCUUAAUAAAAUGUCGGAAAAACUAUCAAACUGAUUCACGCGUUUAUUCGUUUCGAAAUCCUUCAGGAAAACAAUGAGCCUAACAUACUGUAUCACUUUUAGAUGAUGCUUUGGGUGAUUUUACUGCUUUAUUUUCCCAGCACAUAUUUCAGUGUUGAAACGCUCCAAUUAAAUGAAUCAUCUGUUAAAACAGCCUUAUCCUCUCAAUAAAGACCUUGGGGGUCGUCUCUGGAGGUCACAGCACAGGGAACUGACAGAGAUCCAGGCUCCCAGCUGGUCUCAGACCCCC
Paralichthys olivaceus (Japanese flounder) is the source of this 2605-nucleotide messenger RNA. Lineage: Eukaryota; Metazoa; Chordata; Actinopteri; Pleuronectiformes; Paralichthyidae. The record is from RefSeq and is a predicted model, not a curated record.